Messenger RNA from Exophiala xenobiotica, 6880 nucleotides. RefSeq lists its product as uncharacterized. Gene Ontology annotation, molecular function: fatty acid synthase activity; [acyl-carrier-protein] S-acetyltransferase activity; enoyl-[acyl-carrier-protein] reductase (NADH) activity. The transcript has a single exon. The record is from RefSeq and is a predicted model, not a curated record. Gene Ontology annotation, cellular component: fatty acid synthase complex. The coding region runs from base 305 to 6571 and encodes 2088 amino acids. NCBI's taxonomy places the organism in Eukaryota, Fungi, Ascomycota, Eurotiomycetes, Chaetothyriales, Herpotrichiellaceae. Gene Ontology annotation, biological process: long-chain fatty acid biosynthetic process.
CUGAAUUGAGAUUGUGAAAGACCUCUUUGCAAGAAGAGAAACACUCCCGUUGCUCCAGGCGGCAAUAACUACUCAAAUUCUUCCAUAUCUGACCACCACACACCCAGCUCUUUCUUCCUACUCCAGUCUGGUUUCUGCCGCAAGUCGACUGUUUCUAUACCUCCGUCAUAGCUCUCAAUCGAAAGAGCUUCAUCACUCAUUCUUGACCUGUUCCAACACAACCAAGUGGCAUUAGCUUGCUCACUUUGAUCCUACUUUCACUUCCUCGCACCAGAUCCAUCGACACUUAGUAACAUCUGCAAUCAUGUAUUCCGGCGGUGCGACCGGCACUCACACUCCUCGAUCCUCCCAGAACCUGCGUCCUCUCACCCUAGCCCAUGGCUCCCUCGAAUACUCUUUCUUAAUACCCACCGCCCUCCACUUCCAAGCUUCGCAGCUGCAGGAAACCUUCAAAGCCUCUCUACCAGAACCCACAGACGAAUUGGCUCAGGAUGACGAACCCUCCUCAAGUGCCGAACUUGUCGCCCGUUUCAUUGGCUUCAUUGCCGCUGAAGUCGAUGAAGACGAAGAAGCAACUGGAUUUGCCGAGGUGUUGAAAGUGGUUCUGAACGAGUUUGAAAGAUCUUUUAUGCAUGCCAAUGACGUCCACGCGUUGGCAGCGACAUUACCCGGAAUCACAGCGAAGAAACUGGUGCUGGUUCAAUGCUACUACGCUGGCCGCGCCGCAGUUGCGAGACCCAUCAAGCCACAUGACUCCGCUCUGCUGAGAGCCGCUGACGACGAGGAAGCGAGCAUUUUCACGGUUUUUGGCGGACAAGGCAAUAUUGAAGAAUAUUUCGACGAGCUCAGAGAAGUCUAUACCACAUACCCUUCGUUCACAAAAGACUUGGUCGAGUCUUCUGCAGAACUGCUGCAAGAUCUGGCGAGGAAACCUAAGGCGGACAAGUUCUACUCCAAAGGCCUCGAUAUCAUGCGAUGGCUAGCAGAUCGAGAGGCUCAACCAGACACCGACUACCUGGUCUCUGCACCCGUCAGCCUGCCACUGAUCGGUCUUGUUCAGCUCGCCCAUUAUCAGGUCACUUGCAAAGCCCUUGGCAAGACUCCUGCUGAGGUUAACGAGCGACUCAACGGUACAACUGGUCACUCACAAGGUGUCGUGACUGCCGCCGCUAUCGCUACUGCGACAUCCUGGGAGAGCUUUGCAAGAGCCGCUAAAGACGCUAUUACCAUGCUUUUCUGGAUCGGUAUGAGAAGCCAGCAGGCUUACCCGCGAACAAGCCUUGCACCUUCAAUCCUGCAAGACUCGCUUGAAGCAGGGGAAGGGAUUCCCACUCCCAUGUUGUCAGUCAGAGACCUUUCCAAGAAGCAGCUGCAGGAACACAUUGACGCGACAAAUGAGCAUUUGCCUCAAGACCGACAUAUUGGCAUCUCUCUGAUCAACAGCGCUAGAAACUUUGUGGUCACAGGCGCCCCAAUCUCACUCCACGGUCUGAAUCUGCGUCUGCGAAAAGUCAAGGCUCCAACUGGCUUGGAUCAGAACCGGAUUCCUUACACCGAGCGGAAAGUGCGCUUUGUGAAUCGAUUCCUGCCAAUCACGGCGCCAUUCCACAGCCCUCUGCUCAGUGAAGCAUUCAAGAACAUCCUCGAAGAUCUCAGCGAUGUCCGCAUCCCCGCUUCUCGCCUCAGUAUUCCUGUUUAUGAUACCAAUACCGGCGAAGACCUUCGCGCUCAGCAGGACAAGGACAUUGUGCCGGCGCUCGUCCGCAUGAUUACUCAGGACCCUGUCCACUGGGAGCAAGCCACGGUCUUUGAAGGCGCUACCCAUAUCAUCGACUUUGGUCCUGGAGGCAUCUCUGGCCUUGGUGUCCUCACCAACCGCAAUAAGGAUGGCACUGGCGUUCGCGUCAUUUUGGCUGGCGCAAUGGAUGGUGCCAAUGCCGAAGUCGGAUACAAGCCAGAGUUAUUUGACCGCGACGAGGAGCAUGCAGUCAAGUAUGCAACCAACUGGGUCAGGGAACAUGGACCCAAACUCGUCAAGACCUCCGUAGGGCAGACCUACGUCGACACCAAGAUGUCACGCCUGCUCGGUGUUCCACCUUUGAUGGUUGCUGGUAUGACUCCUUGUACAGUGCCCUGGGAUUUCGUUGCUGCAACUAUGAAUGCUGGUUACCACAUCGAGCUGGCAGGUGGUGGCUACUACAAUGCGAAGAGUAUGACCGAGGCCUUGACCAAGAUCGAAAAGAAUAUCCCUCCUGGACGUGGUAUUACAGUCAAUCUGAUCUACGUCAAUCCUCGCGCCAUGGGCUGGCAGAUCCCUCUGCUCGCACAGCUCCGCGCAGAUGGUGUCCCUAUAGAGGGUCUGACCAUCGGCGCAGGCGUUCCCUCCAUCGAAGUGGCUCAAGAAUACAUUGACACUCUCGGCAUCAAGCAUAUUGCUUUCAAGCCUGGAUCCAUGGACGCAAUUCAGUCCGUCAUCAACAUCGCCAAGGCUAACCCAACUUUCCCCGUCCUUCUUCAAUGGACUGGCGGCCGUGGCGGUGGUCACCACUCGUUUGAAGACUUCCAUCAACCUAUCCUUCAGAUGUAUGGGCGGAUUCGGAAAUGCCAGAACAUUAUCUUGGUGGCAGGUAGCGGUUUCGGCGGCUCUGAGGAUACUUAUCCUUACUUGACUGGCUCGUGGGCACGCAAAUUCGGCUAUCCUCCAAUGCCCUUCGAUGGUGUCCUGUUUGGCAGUCGUAUGAUGACGGCAAAAGAAGCCCACACUUCCACAAAUGCUAAAAGGGCCAUCGCAGAGGCUGAAGGUGUUGACGAUAGCCAAUGGGAGAAGACCUACAAAGGACCUGCUGGAGGCGUCAUUACUGUUCGAUCCGAGAUGGGUGAACCCAUUCAUAAAUUGGCUACUCGGGGUGUCAAGUUCUGGGCUGAGAUGGAUCAGAAGAUAUUCAGUCUGGACAAGAAGAAGCGAGUUGCGGAGCUUAAGAAGCAGCGCGAGUACAUCAUUAAGAAACUCAACGACGACUUCCAAAAAGUGUGGUUCGGAAAGAACUCUGCUGGUGACACUGUUGACCUCGAGGACAUGACAUAUGGUGAAGUUGUCCGCCGCAUGGUUGAGCUCAUGUAUGUCAAGCAUCAGUCUCGAUGGAUUGAGGUUUCGCUGCGAAAUCUGACUGUUGACUUCAUCCGACGAGUCGAAGAGCGCUUCACUGUCGGCUCUGGAAAACCGUCUCUCAUUCAAAGCUAUGCGGAUUUCGAGAACCCAUAUCCAGUUGUUGAGAAAGUCUUGGCCGCCUAUCCAGAGGCUGAGUCUCAGUUGAUCAACGCACAAGACGUGCAACAUUUCUUGCUCCUCUGCCAACGCCGAGGUCAGAAGCCAGUUCCAUUUGUUCCUUCCUUGGACGACAAUUUUGAGUUCUGGUUCAAGAAGGAUUCCUUGUGGCAGUCUGAAGAUUUGGACGCCGUGGUCGAUCAAGAUGUUGGCAGAACUUGCAUUCUCCAAGGUCCCAUGGCCGCCAAAUACUCGACCAAGAUUGACGAACCUGUCAAGGACAUCUUGGAUGGCAUCCACAACGAUCAUAUCAAGGGACUUAUUGAAGACGUGUACAGCGGUCGUGAAUCUGCUGUGCCUGUCGUCGAAUAUUUCGGUGGCAAGAUAAUCAGCUCCCCAGACAGCGUGGUAGAGCUCGACGGAGUUACAGUCAUCCCUGACGGUUCACGAACCACAUACAGACUCUCAACUUCUCCCUCGGCGGCUCUUCCAAAGCCUGAUGAGUGGUUGCAGCUGUUGGCCGGAAAGACUUAUUCAUGGCGUCAUGCCCUCUUCACCACCGAUAUUAUCGUUCAAGGAGCUCGUUAUCAAAACAACCCACUGAAGCGCAUCUUGGCUCCUGUCCGAGGCAUGUCCGUGGAGAUUGCCCAUCCCAAAGACCCUUCCAAGACCACGAUCGUUGUCCGGGAGCCAGGCCAAACAGGCAAGAUGGUCAAGACCCUCGACAUCAGCUUGGUGGGCAAGAAUGAAAUCUUGAUGAACAUGUGGGAAGAGAGGACUGCCGAGAAUGAAGCGGUCGCCUUGCCUUUGAGAUUCAUCUACCAUCCCGAAACGGGUUACGCACCAAUUCACGAAGUCAUGGAAGGCCGCAACGACCGCAUCAAGGAAUUUUACUACCGGAUCUGGUUCGCCGAAAAGGAUGUUCCUUUCGACACUCCCACCACCAACACCUUUGAUGGUGGCAAGGCCACUGUCGUCACUCAAGCUAUUGCCGACUUUGUGCAUGCAGUCGGUAACACUGGUGAGGCAUUCGUGGAUCGCCCAGGCAAAGAGGUCUUUGCACCGAUGGAUUUUGCCAUUGUUGUUGGGUGGAAAGCCAUUACGAAACCUAUCUUCCCGCGGUCCAUCGACGGUGACUUGUUGAAACUCGUGCACCUGUCGAAUGGUUUCCGUAUGCUUCCUGGUGCCGAGCCCCUGAAAGUUGGUGACGAGCUGCACACUUCUGCCAGAAUCAACGCAGUCAUCAAUCAGGAUUCCGGUAAAAUGGUCGAGAUUUGCGGAACGAUCACUCGCCAAGGCCAGCCCGUUAUGGAAGUAACCAGUCAAUUUUUGUACAGAGGCAACUAUACUGACUUUGAGAACACCUUCCAACGCAAAGAAGAGACACCAAUGCAGGUCACUCUUGCCACCUCCAAGGACGUGGCAGUCCUUCGCUCCAAAGAGUGGUUCCACCUUGAUGAGCCAGAUAUCGAUCUGCUUGGACAGACCGUGACGUUCCGGCUGUCCAGCUUGGUUCGAUUCAAGAACAAGACCGCGUUCCAGAACGUGGAGACGGUGGGCCAGGUCCUCCUUGAGCUACCCACCAAAGAGGUGAUUCAAGUUGCCUCUGUCGAGUACAAUGCAGGUGUGUCUCAUGGCAACCCAGUGAUUGACUACCUCCAACGACACGGGUCAUCGAUCGAGCAACCCAUCAACUUUGAGAACGCCAUUCCUCUGAGCGGCAAGACACCUCUGUCCUUGAGGGCCCCGGCAUCGAAUGAGACUUAUGCUCGCGUCUCUGGGGACUACAACCCCAUCCACGUGUCUCGCAUCUUCGCUAGCUACGCCAAUCUGCCUGGCACAAUUACGCACGGUAUGUACUCCAGUGCCGCUGUGCGAAGCUUGGUCGAGACAUGGGCUGCCGAGAACAACAUUGGCCGUGUCCGAAGCUACCACGUCUCUCUGGUCGGCAUGGUGCUGCCGAAUGAUGACUUGGAGGUCAAGCUCGAGCACGUGGGUAUGGUUGCCGGUCGCAAGAUCAUCAAGAUUGAGACCAGUAACAAAGAGACUGGUGACAAGGUUCUGCUUGCCGAAGCUGAAGUCGAGCAGCCGGUGUCAUCCUACGUCUUUACUGGCCAAGGUUCACAAGAACAAGGCAUGGGUAUGGAUCUGUAUGCUAAGAGUCCCGUGGCCAAGGAAGUCUGGGAUCGAGCAGACCGUCAUUUCAUGGACAACUAUGGUCUCUCCAUCAUCAACAUUGUCAAGAACAACCCCAAGGAACUCACCAUUCACUUCGGUGGGCCUCGUGGCAAGGCCAUCCGUCAGAAUUACAUGGCCAUGACCUUCGAGUCUAUCAACGCAGACGGAUCUAUCAAGUCGGAGAAGAUCUUCAAGGAGAUCAACGAGAACACCACCUCGUAUACGUACCGGUCACCUACUGGCCUGCUGUCUGCGACACAGUUCACCCAGCCGGCGUUGACUCUCAUGGAAAAGGCGGCUUUUGAAGACAUGCGAACGAAAGGUCUUGUUCAACGUGACAGCAGCUUUGCUGGUCACUCUCUUGGUGAAUACUCUGCUCUGGCCUCUAUUGCUGAAGUCAUGCCAAUUGAGAGCUUGGUGUCGGUCGUGUUCUACCGUGGCUUGACCAUGCAGGUCGCGGUCGAACGUGACGAGCAGGGUAGAAGCAAUUACUCCAUGUGCGCCGUCAAUCCCAGUCGCAUUUCCAAGACCUUCAACGAGCAAGCUCUGCAGUACGUGGUGGAAAAUAUCGCCGAGACCACUGGCUGGCUGGUGGAGAUUGUCAACUACAACGUCGCCAACAUGCAGUACGUGUGCGCUGGAGAUCUGCGUGCAUUGGACUGCAUGACGAACGUUCUCAACGUGCUCAAGAUGCAGAAGAUCGACAUUCAAGCCUUGAUGCAAACAAUGUCGCUUGACGAUGUCAAAGCCCACUUGGUCGAAAUCAUCGGGGAGUGCCGGAAGAAGACCGAGGCCAAGCCUCAACCGAUCGAACUUGAACGAGGCUUUGCGGUGAUUCCUCUCAAGGGCAUCGAUGUGCCAUUCCACAGCACCUUCUUGCGAUCUGGUGUUAAGCCGUUCCGGUCAUUCUUGCUGAAGAAGAUCAACAAGACCAGCAUCGACCCUGCCAAGUUGAUUGGCAAGUACAUUCCCAAUGUUACUGCCAGACCAUUUGAGAUCACCAAGGAGUAUUUCGAGGAAGUGCAUCGUCUGACCAACUCACCACGAUUGGCAAAGAUCUUGGAGGACUGGGACAAGUAUGAAACUGCCGGCGAUGCAGGGGCUCGCCGCCUCUCGUCCGUGGCAUAAUUGCUGUCUGUUUUGAAUGGAGCGUCAUUUCUUGUUCUGAGUGUUGUUGCACAUUGGGAAAGCGAUAAGAUGGGCACAAGGGUGUUCUCGGGGCAUUCGAGGGAACACACAUACCAGUACGGAGUAGGGUUCAAGUAGAUGUCCUUUUCUUUUCUUUUUUUCUUUUUUUAUGUACAGAUAGUGGCGAGGACUAGUUACAUUAAGUCCCACAUGUCGAGAUAAUGAAUGGCGGCAUUUCAUCACCUCGACCCAAGUCAUCAGGUUCUCGCGUUACUCUGUACUAUGGUAGGCAAUGAAACUGGCUCGCUG